Messenger RNA from Geodia barretti, 522 nucleotides. The record is from the annotation of a GenBank genome assembly. Lineage: Eukaryota; Metazoa; Porifera; Demospongiae; Tetractinellida; Geodiidae.
AUGACUGAUGUCGAAAAGCGAAUCGAAGAGAUGGGAAUUGCAUUGCCCGAUAGCCCGCAACCGAUAGCAAAUUAUGUUCCGGCGGUGCAGACGGGCAACCUGCUCUUCGUGGCCGGGCUGGGUCCUGCCGCGCGAGAGGACGGAACCACGCCCAACGGAAAAGUGGGCAAGGACCUUACGCUCGACGAGGGUUACGAAGCUGCCCGGCUGGUGGGCAUUAACCUGCUGGCGCGGCUGAAGAGCACGCUAGGCGACCUGGACAGGGUCGAACGCAUCGUGAAGCUGCUGUCCAUGGUGAAUUGCACACCGGAGUUCAAUCAGCAGCCGCAGGUAGCCAACGGAUGUUCAGACCUUCUGGUGGAAGUAUUCGGAGAGAAGGGACGGCACGCGCGUUCCGCGUGGGAAUGUCGUCUCUACCCAAUGACAUUCCUGUCGAGAUCGAGAUGGUGGUGGAAGUACGGGACUAGAAUGUGGCUGGCGAGAGUUUUCUACAUCAGUUCUACAUUGGAAUGCAGGAUUUAG